CCCAUCCCACCUUCUCAUUCUCUCCAUCUUACCAAGUUACCAACAGCCAGCUCGAGCUUCUUGACCAAAAGUCAUCCGAACGUACGACUAUCACACUUGCUACAUCUAACAAAGCUCAAGCAACUAUCAAUAACAUGGCUGGCUGUUUUACCAUCUUCACUGCCCCCGCCCAAGCUCUCUGCAGCUUGUUCGCCAGGAAGUCCACCUCUGCCGAGGCCGAACGCGAAAGAGAGUUGAACAAGACUCGUAUCAACUGGACCGUGGAACAUCCUGUAUCCGACGCGUCUACCAACUGGGGUUCAAGGACCUCGUCCGCAUACUCGACGGGAGGAUCUAUUCCUUCUCGCUCGUCCACCGCCGAUGAGAUAACCCCUCUCAACGCGCCGGCCAAGCCUGCGAAGAAAGCGAAGAGACCCAAGGCAAAGAAAGAGAAACUCCAUGAGUUCUUCGACCAGAAGACACGUAAGUGGGUUUACCUCACCGAAAGUGAACUCGAGGACGAAGAGGAAGAGCCGCCGCUCAAGUAUGCGCAGCACUGGAAUAAUGUGCACAGGAUGAGGAUGAGUAGUGGGGAGAUGAAGAAGGCCGCGAAUGGGAGGGUUACGGUUAUCGGGAUGGAGGCUUGUUAGAGGGAUAUGAAGAGGAGAUGGGAUGAUGGGCUUAGUUUUCCUUUUUACUUUGUUCGUUUCUCGAGGGGGGC
This is a messenger RNA of Saitoella complicata NRRL Y-17804, 700 nucleotides long. RefSeq lists its product as uncharacterized. The annotation marks the transcript as partial. The record is from RefSeq and is a predicted model, not a curated record. NCBI's taxonomy places the organism in Eukaryota, Fungi, Ascomycota, Saitoellomycetes, Saitoellales, Saitoellaceae. The transcript has a single exon.